Neltuma alba is the source of this 834-nucleotide messenger RNA. RefSeq names its product amyloid-beta A4 precursor protein-binding family B member 1-like. The record is from RefSeq and is a predicted model, not a curated record. The coding region runs from base 220 to 816 and encodes 198 amino acids. Gene Ontology annotation, molecular function: protein binding. Lineage: Eukaryota; Viridiplantae; Streptophyta; Magnoliopsida; Fabales; Fabaceae. The transcript is spliced from 4 exons.
UGGUUUCUGUAACUCGAAACUCUCCAAAACCCUAGCCUUUAGCUCCUUGGCAAGUGCCGACGGAAGGUACCUAUCAGAAGAUUUAACUGAAAAUUCAAAUCCUAAAUCGAAUGGGGAAGAGAAAGGAACGUCGUCUUGCUGCUUUAAGCAACGCUGGUCGCAGAGUCAAACUCGAUCUCUUUGCGGAACCCUCUGGAGAUUUGGGUGGCUCCAGUGUACAUGAUGGUGCAGGAGAUACUGAUUCAAAAAAUCGUGAUGGGUUACCCAAUUCACACCUCUUCUUCAGGUCAACAAUCACAGAAUCCCCUCUUGCUGCUUGGGCAAUACAGUGAUGAAGAAGUGGAUGAGGGAUCAAGUAAAGAGGAUAAUGAUGCUAAGGAUCAGAGCUCCAUCUUGAAUGAAGAGGCUAAGGUUUCACCUGAAGAAGGACCCCAAGAUUUCGACAUCAAUGUUUCUGAAGAUCAUAUUGCUCAGACCGAUGGUCCACAGGGAUUAUCACAAGAUUCUACUUUUGAAGUUGAGGGCUGCAAUAAAAUGGAAGGUGAUGAUGCUGCUGGUGGUUUGGAAAAGGAAAUGCUCUCCAAAGAACAAACGUCUGUUUUUGGGAUUUCCAAUGAACAAGUUACUGCUGACGUUAGUAUGGGGUGGAAAAUGGUAUUGCAUGAGGAGAGCAAACGCUAUUAUUACUGGAAUGUUGUAACUGGAGAAACUUCCUGGGAGUGCCGCAUGGUUUGUCUCAGGCAGCUGAGCUGGUCUGUGACCAGACAACUCUUGCUUCUGUCAAUAAUAACUUUCAGAGUGCAGCUGUUGGUGUAGAUAAUUCAAAAACAUCCU